AUGAAUAAUAAUAAUAAUCAACGAGAUACUAAUAUUAAUAGACCAAAUAUCCCAAGGCAUAAUUCACAAUCAUCUAUAAUACUACCAUCACAAAGAUCAAAUAAUCAACAAGCAAAUCAACAAGCAAAUCAACAACAACAAUUGAUAUAUAAUAAUCUAAAUCAUAAUAGAUCAAUGAGUUAUACUGCUUCUUCCACAAUGUUUUCACCAAAUCCAACAAGUCCUUUAUAUCCAAAUUUUAAUUCAAAUUCACCACCGCAAAAGAAAUCAAAAUCUAAAAUCACAAGUACAGUAGUAGAUGAUGAAAAUAAUCUAUUUUCAAGUGCUAGAUCUCCAAGUAAUCCACAGCCAAAUAUAAGUUAUACUCGAAGUCAAUCAGCGAAGGAUAAUGACGAGAAUGAAGAAGGUGAAGAAGAAUCGGAAAAUGAAGAUGAAAGGUUUUUAAGAUUAGCUAGAGAUGCAUUAGUAGCUACUGCUCAAGGUAUAAAUCAACAAAAUAGAGGUAUAGUAGAUCCAACAAUUAAUGAUUUAUUAACUCGAUUACAAUAUGCUGCUUCACCACAUGGAAAUCCAAUAAAACAAAGUGAGACAUUAAAUGUAAAUAACAAAGGUCAAUUAAACAUACAAGAAUUCUAUCAAUCAUUUCCCAACCUAAGUAAUGAUGUAUUUGAAAAAUCACACAGCAUCAAAAAUGAGAUGAUCGAUCCAAUCAAAAAUCAUCAUCCUUCUGGAAACGAAGCGGGUUGGAAUUUUCUUAUUGGUGAAUCAGUAAUAUUAAAAGCAGAUUCAGAUAGACAAAUACAACUACCUACUCAAUCAAGUGUGAAAAUAGAAUCAAGUAGUACUGCUCAAUCGUCACCUAAUGAAAAUAAAAUUCAAGAUCCAUCAAGGAAAUUUCUUUGUGAUCAUUGUUUUAUGUCAUUUCGACGUUCUUCAGAUUUGAAAAGACACGAGAAACAACAUUUAAGUAUUCCUCCUAAUAUUUGUGAAUUUUGUGGUAAAGGUUUUGCAAGAAAAGAUGCAUUAAAAAGACAUGUUGGAACUUUAACUUGUAACAGAAAUGCAGAUAAACAAUUAUACAUAGAUAAUUUGGAUUAUUUAAAGAGUCAAAAAAAUGGAAAAUCAAAUGAAAAUACUACCUUAUCAGCAAAUACAAUUAAUAAUGAGAAUGAAGAAGAUGAAGAAGACGAUGAUGAUGAUGAUGAUGAUGAAGAUGUAAAGGCAAGUUUUCCAACAUAUGGGUUUCAAAAAGAAAAUAAUAAUUCAGGUUGGUAA
This is a messenger RNA of Insectozyma verbasci, 1275 nucleotides long. Lineage: Eukaryota; Fungi; Ascomycota; Pichiomycetes; Serinales; Debaryomycetaceae. The record is from the annotation of a GenBank genome assembly.